UCCAGCGCCCAACUCGGUCCACCAAGCACUCUCCACUCACACAACACGCAUCUUCUUCGCCACCGCAUCAGCCCAGUCUCCGCCGCCACAAUCCUGAUGGCUCGCUUCGCCGUGGUCGCCGCCAUCGUUGCCCUCCUGGCCGUCACCGCCGCUGCGCAGGCCCCGGCCGCCGCCCCCACCCAGGCGCCCAAGGCGGCCCCACUUCCGCCUCCCCCGGCGAGGUCCCCAGCCACCGCCCCCGCGCCGGUCGCCACCCCGCCCACCGCCGCGGCGCCGUCCCCUCUGGCGUCUCCUCCGGCCCCGCCCACCGACGCACCCACCGCCUCCGCGCUCACCCCCACCCCCUCCGUCUCCGCCCCGGCCGGCGCGCCCGCCGUGAACAGCGCCGCCGCGUGCGCCUCAGUGGUCAGCUUCGUGGCCGUCGCCGGCGCGGUCGCCGCUGCCGUCCUGUUCUAGAUCAUGUGACUGUACCGUGAUUGGCGGUUGCUAGCUACUUUUGUUUAUAGAACUAUAUCAUAUUGUUUUCGAAAUUCUUUUUAGACACUGAGAGCAUCAGCGAUGUGCGGGAUUAUUGCAGUGUAUCAUGAUGAGAUGAUCAUCAAUGCAAUUCUUUCAUUUGUUACUACUCUUA
Phragmites australis (common reed) is the source of this 631-nucleotide messenger RNA. Its product is annotated as classical arabinogalactan protein 9-like. The record is from RefSeq and is a predicted model, not a curated record. The transcript has a single exon. Bases 97 to 456 code for a protein of 119 amino acids. NCBI's taxonomy places the organism in Eukaryota, Viridiplantae, Streptophyta, Magnoliopsida, Poales, Poaceae.